Octodon degus (degu) is the source of this 1088-nucleotide messenger RNA. RefSeq names its product RAB25, member RAS oncogene family (gene Rab25). Gene Ontology annotation, biological process: exocytosis. Gene Ontology annotation, cellular component: recycling endosome. The record is from RefSeq and is a predicted model, not a curated record. Gene Ontology annotation, molecular function: GTP binding; GTPase activity. Bases 248 to 889 code for a protein of 213 amino acids. Lineage: Eukaryota; Metazoa; Chordata; Mammalia; Rodentia; Octodontidae. The transcript has 5 exons.
GCCUCUCUUCCUGUUCUCCGCUUCCGUCCUCUCAGCUUCCAUACAGCACCCCCACCUGCCGGAGCCUCACUGGGCUCUCCCUGGUCUCGGUUUGUCCUCAGUGUCUCUGGCUGCAGAAGUUUCCUUGCCCCCAAUGAGAGGAGAAGUGGGGCACCGUCUCUUGAGAGCUGAGGGUUGAGGGCAUUGAGCCAACACAGUCUUGUGACCUCUACCCCCAAGAUACCUGCACCCUCCAUGAGGAGCCAAGAUGGGGAAUGGAACUGAGGAAGAUUACAACUUUGUCUUCAAAGUGGUGCUGAUCGGCGAGUCAGGUGUGGGGAAGACCAACUUGCUGUCCCGCUUCACACGCAAUGAGUUCAGCCACGACAGCCGCACCACCAUCGGGGUUGAGUUCUCCACCCGCACGGUGAUGCUGGGCACCGCUGCCAUCAAGGCUCAGAUCUGGGACACAGCUGGCCUGGAGCGAUACCGGGCCAUCACCUCGGCGUACUAUCGUGGAGCAGUGGGGGCCCUCCUGGUGUUUGACCUAACCAAACACCAGACCUAUGCUGUAGUGGAGCGCUGGCUGAAGGAACUCUAUGACCACGCUGAGGCCACUAUUGUUGUCAUGCUUGUGGGGAACAAAAGUGACCUCAGCCAGGCCCGGGAAGUACCCACUGAAGAGGCCCGUAUGUUUGCUGAAAACAAUGGGCUGCUAUUCCUGGAGACCUCAGCUCUGGACUCCACCAAUGUUGAACUGGCCUUCGAGACUGUCCUCAAAGAGAUCUUUGCGAAGGUGUCCAAGCAGAGGCAGAACAGCACCCGGACCAAUGCCAUCACCCUGGGCAAUGCCCAGGCUGGGCAGGACCCCAGCCCUGGAGAGAAGAAGGCCUGUUGUAUCAGCCUUUAACCUUGGCCACAGCCAACCCUGUCCCUGGGCUCCUGGUCCCCCAUCUUCACCCUUGCUGUGGGACUUUACCCUGCCCUAUGGUACCAUUUACAGCCCCCCAGAGCCUCAGGGUGGUCUUCACGUCACCAUGCCUGUCUCCAUUGCCUAUUCACUCAUCACAGACCAGAACUCUCAAAUAAAGCUGUGUUUUGUAGCAAUG